This is a messenger RNA of Budorcas taxicolor (takin), 507 nucleotides long. It is a transcript of the gene EIF5A2, whose product is annotated as eukaryotic translation initiation factor 5A2. NCBI's taxonomy places the organism in Eukaryota, Metazoa, Chordata, Mammalia, Artiodactyla, Bovidae. The record is from RefSeq and is a predicted model, not a curated record. The transcript is spliced from 5 exons. Bases 46 to 507 code for a protein of 153 amino acids. Gene Ontology annotation, biological process: positive regulation of translational elongation; positive regulation of translational termination. Gene Ontology annotation, molecular function: ribosome binding; translation elongation factor activity; RNA binding.
CUUUACCUUCUGAAAGUACCCUCAGAGGAAUCUCCCCAGCCCACCAUGGCGGAUGAAAUUGAUUUCACUACUGGAGAUGCUGGGGCUUCCAGCACUUACCCUAUGCAGUGUUCCGCCCUGCGCAAAAACGGCUUCGUGGUGCUCAAAGGACGACCAUGCAAGAUAGUGGAGAUGUCAACUUCCAAAACUGGAAAGCACGGUCAUGCCAAGGUUCACCUUGUUGGAAUUGAUAUUUUCACGGGCAAGAAGUAUGAAGAUAUUUGCCCUUCUACUCACAACAUGGAUGUUCCAAAUAUUAAGAGAAAUGAUUAUCAACUGAUAUGCAUUCAGGAUGGUUACCUUUCCCUGCUAACAGAAACUGGUGAAGUCCGUGAGGAUCUUAAGCUGCCAGAGGGUGAACUAGGCAAAGAAAUAGAAGGAAAAUAUAAUGCAGGUGAAGAUGUACAGAUAUCUGUCAUGUGUGCAAUGAGUGAAGAAUAUGCUGUAGCCAUAAAGCCCUGCAAAUAA